UUCGUGCUCUGUGUUAAGUGUUAGUUUAUUAUUAUUUUAGUGAAAGUUCAUUGUUAUUUAGUGUUAAAGUAGUCACGUGAAACAUGCCACCAAAAAAGGACGCGAAUUUGUGGCCAGCGGACAAGGAGCACGAGCUAAUACAGCUCGUGGAGUCUCGUCCCUUUCUCUGGGACUGUACUCUGGAAGGGUACAGAAGAAGUGACCUAAAAAUACAGCUUUGGGACGAGAUUUCACUUGCGAUGGGUGCAACCGUCUACACCGUGACAAUUUUAAAGGAUCGGUGGAAAAACAUGAAGGACACCUUUUCCAGCAACUGGAACAAGGUGAGCUCAUCGAAUAAGCGGUGUAGUGGCAACGGGACAGAUGACAUGUAUGUUCCAAGGUGGCCACUGUACUCGAAGUUGAUGUUUUUAAAAAAGACUGUGGUCAGUGGAUCCACAGUCAGUAACAUAAGUAGCACUGCUUCUUCCAUCGCUGCUUCAAGCGCAGCAGAGGUAGCGUCAACUUCGAGUAUCCUUGAGGGGAUACAAGUGUAUUAUGAUGAAGUGCUACAAAAAUUUGUACAAGUACCCCCGGAUGCUACUUUUGAACUUGUUACUGAGGUCACUAGUGAACCUCAAGAUGUGUCCCAACCACAAACAGCUCAACAAAAUCAAUCAACUCCAGUUUCGGCCUCAGCAGCGGCCUCACCCAGUACAGGAGAGCUCUUCUACAAGAGAGGAAAAAGAAGAGCCUCUCAGAUGAGUGAGGUAUUGUCUCUGGCAAAGGAGCUUGUCAAACCUUUGCCAGAGCCAACUCCUGUAGUAAAUGACUCUGCUGCUAAUCUGGGGGCGUACAUUGCUGGGAGGCUCAGGGACAUGAGCCCUGACAGGCGUAAAGCCUGUGAAAAAGAUUUGAUGAGUGUUCUGAUUAAUUAUUAGUCUUAUCGUACCUUAUAUUAUUCUACUUAGUGCUGCACUAUUUUCCUUCUUUUAUUUCAAUUUUUAUGUCUUUAUGACGUUAUGUGGGAUGUUGCCGAAGCUUUUAAGAAUUUAGUCUUUUUAAAAUUUUGUUUGGUUUAUGUGUUUUAUUUAUGAAGAUA
Messenger RNA from Thrips palmi, 1081 nucleotides. RefSeq lists its product as uncharacterized. Gene Ontology annotation, cellular component: transcription regulator complex; nucleus. The transcript is spliced from 3 exons. The record is from RefSeq and is a predicted model, not a curated record. NCBI's taxonomy places the organism in Eukaryota, Metazoa, Arthropoda, Insecta, Thysanoptera, Thripidae. Bases 84 to 920 code for a protein of 278 amino acids. Gene Ontology annotation, biological process: regulation of transcription by RNA polymerase II.